Cyprinodon tularosa is the source of this 1870-nucleotide messenger RNA. RefSeq names its product isovaleryl-CoA dehydrogenase (gene ivd). Gene Ontology annotation, cellular component: mitochondrion. The record is from RefSeq and is a predicted model, not a curated record. NCBI's taxonomy places the organism in Eukaryota, Metazoa, Chordata, Actinopteri, Cyprinodontiformes, Cyprinodontidae. Gene Ontology annotation, biological process: L-leucine catabolic process. Gene Ontology annotation, molecular function: flavin adenine dinucleotide binding; 3-methylbutanoyl-CoA dehydrogenase activity. The coding region runs from base 70 to 1347 and encodes 425 amino acids. The transcript has 12 exons.
AGUGAGACCUCCUGUCUCUUGCUCUUUAAUAGAAAGACAGUGCUAGCAUCACAUCUGAAGCUCGGCUCCAUGUUUUUACCGACCACCAGCGUCAUGUUUGCGGUCAGAAACGCUCUCCGCCUGGGCUCCAGGUUAUCUGUCCCCACCGUAGCGAGGAGGGGAUGUUCCGGAGCCGCUAUCCAAGUGGAUGACGUGGUGAACGGACUCACAGAGGACCAGAUACAGCUAAGGCAGACAGUUCGUAAGUUCUGUGAAGAGAAGCUUGCACCUUAUGCCAAUGAGAUCGACAAGAACAAUGAGUUCCCAGGAAUGCGGGAUUACUGGAAAGCGAUGGGUGAGAUGGGACUGCUUGGGAUCACUGCUCCAGUGGAAGAUGGCGGAACAGGAUUGGGCUACAUGGAGCAUGUCCUCGUGAUGGAGGAGAUGUCACGGGUGUCAGCUGCCAUCGCUCUCAGCUAUGGUGCCCACUCCAAUCUUUGUGUCAACCAGUUAGUGCGUCACGCCAACCCAAAGCAGAAGGAGAAGUACAUGCCGAAGUUACUGACGGGUGAACAUGUGGGAGCCCUGGCUAUGAGUGAGCCCAAUGCUGGUUCUGAUGUCGUCUCUAUGAAACUCAAAGCUGUCAAGAAAGGUGACUAUUAUGUUCUAAAUGGCAACAAGUUCUGGAUCACAAAUGGGCCAGAUGCUGAUGUCCUCAUCGUGUAUGCAAAGACCAACCCUGAGGCGCAGCAGAAGGGGAUCACAGCUUUUAUUGUGGAAAAGGGAAUGGCAGGAUUCUAUACAGCUCAGAAACUCGACAAACUGGGAAUGAGGGGAUCCAACACCUGUGAGCUGAUCUUUGAAGACUGUAAAAUUCCAGAGGAGAAUAUACUGGGUCCACUGAACAAAGGUGUUUAUGUGAUGAUGAGCGGCUUAGAUCUGGAGAGGCUGGUGUUGGCUGCUGGACCUGUUGGCAUAAUGCAGGGUGUUUUGGAUGCUGCCAUUCCCUACCUACAUGUGAGAGAAGCUUUUGGACAGAAGAUUGGACACUUUCAGCUGAUGCAGGGCAAGAUGGCCGAUAUGUACACCAGACUGAGCAGCUGUCGGCAGUACCUCUACAAUGUUGCCCGCGCUUGUGAUAAAGGGCACUUUAGUGCAAAGGACUGUGCUGGAGUGAUCCUGUACUGUGCCGAGAACGCCACUCAGGUGGCUUUGGAAGGAAUUCAGUGUUUAGGUGGGAAUGGCUACAUCAACGACUAUCCAAUGGGAAGAUUCCUGCGAGAUGCUAAGCUGUACGAAAUCGGGGCGGGCACGAGCGAAGUCCGCAGGAUCAUCAUCGGCCGAGCCUUCAACUCCAUGUUCAAAUAGACACUUUGAAGAGGAGUUUGUUGUUUGUAUCGUCCCUCACACCCAGGACCUUACUGAAGGAGUUCAGAUGAUUCACCGCCAUGCUGUCCAUGUAUGAGAUGCACUGAUAUCAACCAAUCAGAGAAGGAUGUUUAGCGCUGCAAAGUGAACAAAUUAUAUACUGAUCUAAGCCAAGUGACCUUUGUCUUUGUUUAGUUAUGGUAGGUUUGAGUUUACUUUGAGGUACAUAGUAAUCAGUUGUGAUGGUUAUGGCUGAAACACUCCUGCAGAGCCCUGAACCGGCCGCUGCUUCCAACAAACAAAUGAUAAUAACUACAUCCUUAAAGUGUAGGAAGUUUUCCUCUGUGAUGUUUUCAGUGCAAACAUAACUGAUUCAUUCUAUACAGAUCAACUCUGUUCUAUUAAUGCUUGGAUCUUUUGUGAAGACUUUGUUCAUACUUAUCAUUAUGUAGAUGUACAGUGUAGAAAUGAAUGAACUGUAUCAGGUUUGCAAUAAAUGACAAUAAAGCUUUUUUAAUGUUUG